AUGGUCAUCGGAAAAGCAAUCGUUGCCCGGGAGCCGAUCCAUCCUCUGACCGUGAAUUGGGCAUUAGAGGAAGUGAAUGUUAAAUCACCAGGCGAAGACGAGAUCCUCGUCGAAAUGCGCGCUUCAGGAAUAUGUCAUACUGAUAUUUUGUUGACUUCAGUACCCAAUGGACAAUUUGGUAUCACAUAUCCGAAGGUAGCGGGACAUGAAGGUGCCGGCAUUGUACGAAGUAUCGGUAAAAAUGUUCAUGCCGUCAAAAUUGGUGACCCAGUUCUUCUGUCUUUCUCUUCUUGUUCAUCGUGUCAACAAUGCAAGAACUCGCAUCCUGCGUACUGCAAGGACUUCGCGCAAGAAAACUAUUCCGGCCACCAAAAGCAGAUGUUAGUACGGGAGAGUGGCGAAGAACUGUGGGCCAAGUUUUUCGGCCAGUCUAGUUUCGCACAGUACAGCAUCAUCAGCGAAGCAAGCGUUGUCAAUGCCAAGAGCCUUCUGGACCAUGAUCACGAACUGCAACUUUUCUCCCCUCUAGGUUGCGGAUUCCAGACAGGAAUGGGUGCCAUUCAAAACAUAACCAACGCAGGACAGGCUGAUACAGUAUUGAUCUUAGGGUUGGGUGCUGUGGGAAUGGGGGCUCUCAUGACCGCAAAGAUACGCAAUUGCAAAGCAAUCAUCGUUGUGGAUCGGGUCAAAGCACGUCUUGAACUGGCCAAAACUCUUGGAGCGUCGCAUACUUUGGAUACUAGCAGCCCAGAUUUCACCACACUAGACGAAGAGGUCAAGAAAUUGAUACCCAACGGAGUCUCCAUUGCAAUCGAAACGACAGGGGUGCCUGUUCUAAUGGAGCACGGGCUCCAAUCUACAACUACGCGAGGCAGGAUGGUGCUCAUUGGGGUACCACCGCUAGGGUAUCGCUUUAGCUUUGACGUGACAGAACAGAUUAAUGCCAUUCCACAGAUGAUCAAGUGGUACCGGGAAGGUCGCUUUCCUAUCGAUAAAUUGAUCAAGUUCUUCAAUGCUACAGAUUAUCAACAGGCCCUGGGUGGCUUGAAGGAUGGAACUGUGAUUAAACCAGUUUUACUAUGGACAGAACAGUAG
Messenger RNA from Penicillium expansum, 1095 nucleotides. Its product is annotated as Alcohol dehydrogenase superfamily, zinc-type. NCBI's taxonomy places the organism in Eukaryota, Fungi, Ascomycota, Eurotiomycetes, Eurotiales, Aspergillaceae. The transcript is spliced from 5 exons. Bases 1 to 1095 code for a protein of 364 amino acids. Gene Ontology annotation, molecular function: oxidoreductase activity; zinc ion binding. The record is from RefSeq and is a predicted model, not a curated record.